UCGCAGGAACCCCAUCUCGUCGGUGAGUCCCCAUUCUUCUUCUUCUCUUCCUUGUUCGGUUAAUCCAUUUGGAGGGAUUUUGGCCUGCAGGGGGUUGGAUUUAAUCCCUUCAAAUCCAUAGCGGCAGGCUCACCACACCCACGGUUGGAAGAAGAAGCUCACCCAUAGCAGCAGGCUGAUCGAAGGAACCCAUACAUCGACCAACGACGGCAGCUGCAGUGGAUCCAUGGACCGCGAGAGGGCGAUGGCUGCUGUCGUCUACUUCGUGUGCGCCUUCCCGGUCUGCGUCUUCCCCGCCUUCUACGCCAUGGGCUCCUCCAUCUGCUACGCGCUCUGCGGCAAGCUGCGGCGGUGCGUGGCGGAGGAUGACACCGCCGUCUGGUUCUGGCCGACGGUGUGCUGCGCCGCACUCCAGGCGACCUUUGGGGCGCUGGCGCUGCUGCUCCCGUCCCGCAGCUGGCGGGUCAGCCGUGCCAGCGCCUACCUCACCGUCGCUGUCAUCCUCGUGGGCCGCUGUAUGUAUGCCAGCGUCAUGCCUCAAGGAGUGCCCCAUGACCUCAAGAUCCUCAUAGCCUCGGGCACCUUCGGCCUCACGGUGGCCGACCUCCAUAGCUUCUUCUUCCCGGCCCGGGGAGGUCAGGAGUAGCUCCUCAUCGGUGAGCUCAAGCUCCAUGUUCAAGGAUCAACUCAUGAGGUACUGAGGUGACAACUGAUGACAAGUUCAGAGGAAUGCAUGCUGAUAUAUUGUACCACAUGCAGCUUUUAACUGGAUAGAUCUCCUAGCACUUCAUCCGUCUAGUGUUGGACCUUUGAGUUUGAUAUAUAUAUGGACCUUUUCCUCUCUGUAUGAUCAUCGGCCAUAUGAUUAUAUAGAAGCUGCUUGGUUAUAUAUAAUUUACGUUGGUCAAGGUGAAAUUAUUACUGCAGUU
Messenger RNA from Triticum aestivum (bread wheat), 929 nucleotides. RefSeq lists its product as uncharacterized. The transcript is spliced from 3 exons. The record is from RefSeq and is a predicted model, not a curated record. Lineage: Eukaryota; Viridiplantae; Streptophyta; Magnoliopsida; Poales; Poaceae. Bases 227 to 646 code for a protein of 139 amino acids.